Messenger RNA from Arabidopsis arenosa, 1257 nucleotides. The record is from the annotation of a GenBank genome assembly. NCBI's taxonomy places the organism in Eukaryota, Viridiplantae, Streptophyta, Magnoliopsida, Brassicales, Brassicaceae.
AAAAGAGCCUUUACGUAAUCGGUCUGCUAAUAAUAUUAAGCGAAACAAAAAGUUUACAAGAGAAGAGGGAAAAUUAAUAGCAAGAGAAGAGAAACACUCAGAGCUCUCUCUACCAAAUUUCAAUGUCAAGAAGACGAAGUAAUCGUGUUCGAAAUACUAAUAGUAAAUACGUCACCAGUCCUGUUCGUGUUACUAUUAUUGAUGAUUGUGAGGAAGAUGAGUUUUUACACCACAGGACGUGUUGGAAGCAUAUUGCUGCUGCCUUGAACAAGUGUGGUUCGAAACCGAAGCGAGCCAAGGAGUUGGAGAUGUUCAAAUUGACUGCCCCUUGUUUCUAUGACGAAUGCACACGCCGUGGGAGGUCAGAAAGAAGACUCAAGUGCAAGUACUUAGCCUCCAAGCUACGGAAAAAACUUAAUUCUAAAGCAUUUGUAGGUUACCUAGAGGAUGUCUGGAGUGGCUUCUCGGAUGAGAAAAAGAACUCUUUUGUGUACUUAGAUUGUCUAUGGUUCAGUAUGUACAAAAGCGAAAACCAUAACAUUAGAAGCAGUGUUUUCGAUGCCAUUAAGGCAAAGCAGAUCUUCUCGAAGAAAUACGUUUUUCUUCCUAUCGUCUACUGGAGCCAUUGGACUUUGUUGAUCUUUUGCAAUUUUGGGGAGGAUCUUGAUUCAGAUAACACAUGCAUGUUGUUUCUUGAUUCACUACAAACAACCGACUCUUCGCAGCGGCUUGAACCAGAUAUAAGAAAGUUUGUGUUGGACAUAUAUAAAGCCGAGGGAAGAACUGAAGACCCAAGACUGGUUGAUGAAAUCCCGUUCCAUGUGCCAGUGGUUCCACAGCAGACAAAUGAUGUGGAAUGUGGAAGCUUUGUCCUCUACUACAUUCAGCGGUUCAUAGAAGAUGCCCCUGAGAACUUCAGCGUUGAUGAUAUGCCAUAUUUCAUGAAAGAGGAUUGGUUUAGCCAUAAAGAGUUGGAAAAGUUCUGUGAGACGCUUCAUUCUUUGGGAACCAUUCAUUGACGAAAGUGAUAACUUCUAAUGGCUUUAACACAUCAGCAUAGCGCAGAAGAUUAGGUCCAGCUUGGAAGUGAACUUGGAAAGAUUCAAAAGGGUAAAGAGAUUCUGAUUUAGUUAUUAGUUGGUAUGGAAUCUCUAAGAGUUUUCUUCUUCUAUGCGUAGAAUUCUUUCUUUUUACGGGUUCUUUGAUUUAUCUAUCAAACUGUUGUUCUGGUUUUUCUCGGGGGCGGCCUGUUGUUAA